Cucumis melo (muskmelon) is the source of this 411-nucleotide messenger RNA. NCBI's taxonomy places the organism in Eukaryota, Viridiplantae, Streptophyta, Magnoliopsida, Cucurbitales, Cucurbitaceae. The record is from the annotation of a RefSeq genome assembly.
AUGACCUUAAAUCUUAGUGUCCUGACUCCGAAUCGAAUUAUUUGGGAUUCAGAAGUGAAAGAAAUCAUUUUAGUUACGAAUAGUGGCCAAAUUGGUGUAUUACCAGAUCACGCACCUAUUGCCACAGCUGUAGAUAUAGGUAUUUUGAAAAUACGCCUUACUCCUAAUGAUGGAUGGUUAACGAUGGCUCUGAUGGGUGGUUUUGCUAGAAUAGGCAAUAAUGAGGUCACUAUUUUAGUAAAUGAUGCGGAGAAGGCUAGUGACAUUGAUCCACAAGAAGCUCAGCAAACUCUCGAAAUAGCGGAAGCCAACUUGAGGAAAGCUCAGGGCAAGAGACAAACAAUCGAGGCAAAUUUAGCUCUCAGACGAGCUAGGACACGAGUAGAGGCUAUCAAUGGCGUACCUAGUUAA